AUGUCUGGUAAUAAUAUAAUAAAAAAUCAACUUAUAGUAAAAGUUAAUGAACUAACAGCAGCAUUUAAUGAACAAAAAGAAUAUCAUAUUAAUGAAAUCAGUCUUUACCAAACAACUUUUGAAAAACAAAAACAAGAAAUAAAAGAAAAUUAUGCUAAUGAAAUUAAAAAAACUCAUAAACGUGAAAGAGAAGAAAGAGAAAGAAAUUAUAAACAUAAAACAGAUCUUAUUCAACAAACUAUAGAUCAUUUAGAACUAACUAUUAGAACUUUACAAACUCAGAUUAAUAACUUUGAAAAUAUAUCAACUCCUGAACUAUACUAA
Messenger RNA from Cetraspora pellucida, 324 nucleotides. The record is from the annotation of a GenBank genome assembly. NCBI's taxonomy places the organism in Eukaryota, Fungi, Glomeromycota, Glomeromycetes, Diversisporales, Gigasporaceae.